UGGGGGGACGCGCUGGGGGGACUAGGCGGUCUUUGGGUAACUGGCCCAAGGACAGUUACCAUUACGUCUGGCUGCCACCUGUCAUUCUUAACAUCUGGAGCUUUCCGCGAUAUUUAUUCCGCACGGCCCGUUGUUUGCAGGAAGGUGGCGAGAAAAGGCUGAUUUUAUCUCGAAUUCUCUCAUAGGAUAAAACGUAAGUUAAUGAGUCAGGGCAAAGACAGGAACUAGAAAAAUCGUAGACUGUCAGGGCUGGAAAGGAUAUUGAACAGCGAAUGUUCCAGACCCUGCCUUUCACGUUUGUGAAAUAAACUGAGGCUGAGAGAAGUCAAGAAGGUUGACCUCGCGAAAAUUAUGUGGCACGAGAUUUUAGACGCUUCCCAGGGAACCAGAUUGAGAUACUUUACGGAUACCCGGGUUUCUGAGAUUUAGAUGAGAAUCGCUGAAGUCAGAGGAGUGGGUGAGAUAUCCUCUGCUCGGUUCUUUGGAGAAAAAGCAAAAAUUUAAGCGGCGGUUCUUAAGUUAUUUGGCCUCAGCACUCCUUUCUUUACACUCUAAAAAUGGUUGAGGACUCCGAAGAGCUUUGGUUUUUGUGGGGUUUAGCUAUCAAUUUUUAGCUUAUUAGAAAAUACAACCGAGAAUCUUAAAAGUGCUUGUUCACUUAAAAAUAACACUAAUAAACUCAUUACUUGUUAACAUAAUUAACGUUUUUAUGGGAAACAACCAUAUUUUCCCAAACAAAUUGAGAGAGAAGUGUAGCAAUAUUUUACGUUUUUGCAAAUCUCUUUAAUGUCUGGCUUAAUAGAAGACAGUUUGGCUCUCAUAGCUGCUUCUGCAAUCUGUUUUUAUAUCACACGUCCUGCAGCCUCUGGAAAACUUCACUGUACACUGGUGAGAGAAUAGAGUGGGAAAGUUGCAAAUUACAUCUUACUGUUAUUAUGAAAAUAAGUUUAGUCUCCUGGGCCUCUUCUGAAGGUGUCUCAGGAGCCCCUCAGAAGUCCUUAGACCACACUUUGAGAACCACCGUUAUUAAAUCAGGCGCUGUUAGUGGUUGAAAUUUUGAACUAUUUUAAGACGCACUUACCCAGAACAGGCUCCACACCCUCAAAAAAAAGAAAGCAAAAAAAGGAAGGAAAACUUACGAACUUCUUAAGGUUAGUUUGUGGGGGUAACAGUACUUUAGGCUCCAACUUUUUAAAAGCUGGGGGUUUAUACUGGGAGAAGAUGCCUGGGAAGUGUCAUAUUCCUUAGACCUGUGGGCCUUCUACACAACUGGAUUGUGGGCUUAGGGGUAUAAAUGUGGGGAGGGAAUUUCCUCUGUGAUUAUGUGUGGAAAAUGGCACAUACCUCUUACUACUUUGUAUUGUGCUUGAUUUCCUUUCUUCUUUUUGCUUUUCUCCCUUGAUCCAAGAGAGACUGUGAAAGUUUUGAUUUGCUUCCAUCUUGGGUGAAGAGUAGAAGAAGGAUAAUUAGCUAAGAAUAGUUUUUUUUUUUUUAAACAUAGGUGACGCUCUGUUGUUCUAAUUAAGUUUCAUUUGUACUAAACUGUUAUUCUCAUCUUUAAAGUAUUUUUCAGGAUCCUGUUGAGCUUCCAGUUUCUCAGUUUACACUUUUAAAUCUUGGGAAAGCUUAAGAAAAAAACGGGUGGCAAAUGUGUAUUACAUACAGUACCGUAGGUUUCCUACAACUAGAAAUUUUGUUCCACCAGGGGGAGCUGACAGUAAGGAUUUGGAAACGCUGUAUUGUUGCAGUAUGAGGCACAGUAGUGGUAUAUAAGAUGGGUGUAAAUUCCAAUGUGUAUUUCAACUUACUUAUAAAAUUAGACGUUUAUAAGCUAGUUGUCUCACCCAAGCCAAGAAAUAAAUAUACUGGAAAAGGUGUAUGAAAGCUUCAAAGAAGGGUACUUUAGAAUUCUUAUUCCAGCUCCAUAAAUUAAAUUAUAAAGACGCUUUUUUUUAAUGCUUGAAAAUAUUUAAGUAAAAGAAGUAUUAUGUUGAAAUAUAUUUAAUCUGUAAAAAAAAAUGGGAAAAUGAAGCCACAUGUUUUCUUCCUUGAUGUCUGCAUGUUUAAUUCAUAGCUGUUAAUGUGAGAAUUGUUUUUUUAAAAAAGUUCUUGUUCCUGGGCUUCCGUGGUGGUGCAGUGGUUAAGAAUCUGCCUGCCAGUGCAGGGGACACGAGUUCGAGCCCUGGUCUGGGAAGAUCCCACAUGCCGCGGAGCAACUAAGCCCAUGUGCCACAACUACUGAGCCUGCGCUGUAGAGCCCGCGAGCCACAACUACUGAGUCCGCAUGCCUAGAGCCCGUGCUCCGCAACAAGAGGAGCCACCACAAUGAGAAGCCCGCCACCACAACGAAGAGUAGCCCUCGCUUGCCGCAACUAGAGAAAGCCAGUGUGCAGCAACAAAGACCCAACGCAGCCAAAAAUAAAUAAAUUAAUUUAAAAAAAGAAAGUUCUUGCUCCUGAGCUUUAAAAAAUAUAGUAUCUAGUAUUUUGAGAGUCCUUUCUGAUUAUCAACUCUACCACUGUCCUCUUUUUUUUAAAUGAAAUCUAACUUGGCAAUUUAGUUACCCCAAUAUCUUCAUCUAAAAUAAUGAGAUAGCCUGUUAUUUGAAGCAUCCUGCAUCUUUUGGGUUUUCAUGGAAACUGUGAAUGGUUUGGGAAUUGAUUUUAAUUCUAACACACAUCCCCCUGUUUUUAAGGGUUCAAGGAAUUUUUCUGUAUGCAGUUCUAGGAGCAGUACAGCCAAAAAUGGUGGCCUUCUCCUCAGCACCGAUAUGAAGUGGGUACAGUUUUCAAACCUACAUGUUGAUGUUCCCAAGGAUUUGACCAAGCCUACGAUAACCGUUUCUGAUGAACCAGACACGUUAUAUAAGCGCCUAUCAGUUUUAGUAAAAGGCCAUGAUAAGGCUGUAUUGGACAGUUAUGAGUAUUUUGCGGCGCUUGCUGCUAAAGAACUUGGUAUCUCUGUUAAAGUACAUGAACCUCCAAGGAAAAUAGAGCGAUUUACUCUUCUCAAAUCAGUGCAUAUUUUCAAGAAGCACAGGGUUCAGUAUGAAAUGAGAACACUUUACAGAUGUUUAGAGUUAGAACAUCUCACUGGGAGUACAGCAGAUGUCUACUUGGAAUAUAUUCAGCGAAACUUACCUGAAGGAGUUGCCAUGGAAGUUACAAAGACAAAAUUAGAACAGUUACCAGAACACAUCAAGAAGCCAAUCUGGGAAACAAUACCAGAGGAGGAAGAAGAAAGCAAGUCAUAAAGUCUCAAAGUGACCACUUGUGCUGGGAUGUGAAGUGAGCAUGUCAAGUGGAGGGAGUCUCCAGUGAAGACAGUUUCAAGUCACCCUGACUGCUCUCCUGAGGCCGCACGGCCUGAUCAGUAGAAAGCAGGGAUUGAAGUUUACGAUACACCAGACUAUUGUGCAGGAACCACUUUAUCUAUUCUUUUAUACAUGUCAUUGUUUCAGUUCGGAUUUUAACAAAUGUGAGCAAACCGUUUGGACCACUCUGUACCAAAACGGUCAGAUUCAUGUUUUGUUAUUCCACUGUUGUUCAAGUAUUAGUUUGCACUGAUUGUGAUUUGUAUCAUUUCAUUCAUCUAAAAGUGUUUCAAAUAUUCCUCAUACGCAUUUCUUUCUUUUGAGGAACCUAGAGGGAAACUUUGGUUAAUUUAACACUGAGCAGUUAAAGUUUUUGAUAUUUACCUCAGUGCAGGCUGACAUAUGCUAGUUUGGGGGUGGUGACCUCCAGGUUUUACCUCAUGUAAAGCAUUACAUUCUUGAAAAUUGAUAUACUUUAUAGCAGAUCAAGCACAUUUGUGGCAUGUGCCGAAUUCUUCUGUAGCCCGAACCCUUUCAGGGCCGCCUAGAAGGGUCACUAUAAUGGAAUUUCAGCUGUCAAGAAAUUACUAUAUCGUUUCAUUCAUCCUGUAAUUCAUUUAUUCAAUAAGCUUUUCUUUUGUUGACUUUGAACCCAGCACUAUAGUAAAUACCAAAAAUUGAAUAGCAAUAACAGCUUUCAAAAAUUGUGCAAGGCACAAAUAAAUACUUUUCCCUUAUUAA
Molecule: messenger RNA, 4054 nt
Organism: Globicephala melas (long-finned pilot whale)
Lineage: Eukaryota; Metazoa; Chordata; Mammalia; Artiodactyla; Delphinidae
Source: RefSeq, a predicted model, not a curated record